GUGUCUGUGGUAGCUGUCCUCAGGUGCGCUGGCCGGUUAACCUCGGUGGCUGCGGCCCAGUGCGCUUCUCUAGGAUCCGCUGACCCGGGCUCUCUUCUCGGCGGCUCUUCUGGAGCCUGGCCGCCACCGUCAGUUGUCUGCCUGAGCCUGAAGGGCCCUUCCGCGCUUAAACCUUGGUAAGUCCCUCCCGCCUAGGGAUGUGGACUGCCUCGCGGGAGCCAAGAAUGCAGAAAGCGUUUUGAAGCCCCUUGCUUACCAGUGUUGGCAUUUGGCAUUUAAAAAAUACUUAAUCAUUCAUGAGUUGAACCUCAGUCUUGAGUUAUGGAUGACAAAGCUUCUGUUGGAAAAAUCAGUGUCUCUUCUGACUCGGUAUCUACUCUUAACAGUGAAGAUUUUGUCUUGGUUUCCAGGCAAGGAGAUGAAACACCAUCUACAAAUAAUGGAAGUGAUGAUGAAAAAAUAGGACUCAAGAUUGUAGGAAAUGGAAGUGAACAGCAGCUGCAAAAAGAGCUAGCAGACGUGCUGAUGGAUCCUCCCAUGGAUGACCAGCCAGGAGACAAGGAACCUGUGGAAAGGUCACAACUGGAUGGUGAAGGAGAUGGGCCUCUUUCUAAUCAACUCUCAGCCUCAUCCACCAUUAACCCCGUUCUAUUAGUAGGGAUCCAAAAACCAGAGAUGAGUCUGCCAGUGAAACCUGGAGAAGGAGACUCAGAAGUGUCAAGUCCUUUUACACCUGUGGCUGAGGAGGACAGCGUGGUUUUCAGUAAACUGACUUACUUAGGCUGUGCCUCAGUGAAUGCCCCCAGGAGUGAAGUGGAGGCCUUGAGGAUGAUGUCCAUUUUAAGAAGCCAGUGUCAGAUUUCACUGGAUGUGACCCUGUCUGUGCCCAAUGUGUCUGAGGGCACUGUGAGACUGUUAGAUCCUCAGACGAAUACUGAAAUAGCGAACUACCCUAUCUACAAAAUCCUCUUCUGUGUCAGAGGGCAUGAUGGAACACCUGAGAGCGACUGUUUUGCUUUCACUGAAAGUCAUUACAAUGCCGAGCUCUUCAGAAUACAUGUCUUUCGCUGUGAAAUACAAGAAGCUGUAAGCCGGAUACUUUACAGUUUUGCCACUGCUUUCCGCCGUUCUGCCAAGCAGACCCCACUUUCAGCCACUGCUGCACCGCAGACUCCCGACAGUGACAUCUUUACCUUCUCUGUAUCUUUAGAAAUAAAAGAAGAUGAUGGUAAAGGUUAUUUUAGUGCUGUUCCAAAAGACAAAGACAAACAAUGCUUUAAACUACGCCAAGGAAUUGAUAAGAAGAUUGUCAUUUAUGUGCAACAAACAACUAAUAAAGAACUUGCCAUUGAAAGGUGUUUUGGUCUUCUCCUUAGCCCAGGAAAAGAUGUACGGAAUAGUGAUAUGCACUUGUUAGAUUUGGAGUCUAUGGGCAAAAGUUCUGAUGGAAAGUCCUACGUUAUUACUGGAAGCUGGAAUCCAAAAUCCCCACAUUUUCAAGUUGUAAAUGAAGAAACUCCUAAAGAUAAAGUGCUGUUUAUGACCACAGCUGUUGAUUUGGUAAUAACAGAAGUCCAAGAACCUGUUCGUUUCCUCCUAGAGACAAAAGUUCGAGUUUGCUCCCCUAAUGAAAGAUUAUUCUGGCCCUUCAGCAAACGUAGCACUACUGAAAAUUUCUUUUUGAAACUAAAACAGAUAAAGCAGAAGGAGAGAAAGAAUAAUACUGAUACUUUAUAUGAAGUUGUGUGCUUGGAAAGUGAAUCAGAAAGAGAGAGGAGGAAAACGACAGCCAGUCCUUCAGUUCGCCUGCCUCAGUCUGGAUCUCAAAGCUCAAUGAUACCUUCUCCUCCAGAAGAUGAUGAAGAGGAAGAUAAUGAUGAACCUCUCUUGAGUGGAUCUGGUGAUGUAUCCAAAGAAUGUGCAGAAAAAAUUCUUGAAACAUGGGGAGAACUGCUGUCAAAAUGGCAUCUCAACCUGAGUGUGAGACCAAAACAGUUGUUGUCCUUAGUAAGAAAUGGUGUCCCUGAAGCUCUUAGAGGAGAAGUCUGGCAGCUGCUAGCAGGUUGUCACAACAAUGACCACCUGGUGGAAAAGUACCGCAUUCUCAUCACGAAGGAGUCUCCCCAGGACAGUGCUAUUACCCGGGAUAUUAACCGGACAUUCCCAGCCCAUGACUACUUCAAGGACACAGGAGGAGAUGGGCAAGAUUCCUUAUAUAAAAUAUGCAAGGCUUAUUCUGUGUAUGAUGAAGAAAUUGGCUACUGCCAAGGACAGUCAUUUCUUGCUGCUGUGCUACUUCUCCACAUGCCUGAAGAACAGGCAUUCAGUGUUCUGGUCAAGAUCAUGUUUGAUUACGGUCUCAGGGAACUUUUCAAGCAAAACUUUGAAGAUUUGCAUUGCAAGUUUUAUCAAUUGGAGCGCCUCAUGCAGGAAUACAUUCCUGACCUGUACAACCACUUCCUGGAUAUCAGCCUUGAAGCACACAUGUAUGCCUCCCAGUGGUUUCUUACGCUUUUCACUGCAAAAUUCCCUCUCUAUAUGGUUUUUCAUAUCAUCGACCUGCUUUUAAGUGAGGGGAUAAGUGUUAUUUUUAACGUCGCCCUUGGAUUAUUAAAGACUUCCAAGGAUGACCUGCUGUUGACAGACUUUGAAGGUGCCUUGAAAUUCUUCAGGGUUCAACUUCCUAAGAGAUACCGCUCAGAAGAAAAUGCAAAAAAAUUAAUGGAAUUAGCUUGCAACAUGAAGAUUAGUCAGAAGAAGCUGAAAAAAUAUGAAAAAGAAUAUCACACCAUGAGGGAACAGCAGGCCCAGCAAGAAGACCCCAUUGAGCGAUUUGAGCGGGAGAAUAGGCGUCUCCAAGAAGCUAACAUGAGGUUGGAACAGGAAAAUGAUGACUUAGCUCAUGAGCUGGUGACCAGCAAGAUCGCCCUGCGGAAGGACCUGGAUAACGCUGAGGAAAAGGCGGAUGCACUAAAUAAGGAGCUGCUGAUGACCAAACAGAAGUUGAUUGAUGCAGAAGAAGAGAAGAGACGACUGGAAGAAGAAUCUGCGCAGCUGAAGGAAAUGUGCCGCCGAGAACUUGACAAGGCAGAAUCUGAGAUUAAAAAAAACAGUUCUAUCAUCGGUGACUAUAAGCAGAUUUGUUCUCAGUUGAGUGAAAGACUGGAGAAGCAGCAGACGGCUAACAAAGUGGAAAUUGAAAAGAUUCGGCAAAAAGUAGAUGACUGUGAACGCUGCCGGGAGUUUUUCAACAAAGAAGGCCGUGUGAAGGGCAUCACCUCAGCCAAGGAGGUUUUGGAUGAGGACACUGAUGAAGAAAAGGAGACGCUCAAGAACCAGCUGAGGGAGAUGGAACUGGAGCUGGCACAAACCAAGCUCCAAUUGGUGGAGGCUGAGUGCAAGAUACAGGACCUGGAGCAUCAUUUAGGCCUUGCCCUCAGUGAAGUCCAGGCGGCCAAGAAGACCUGGUUUAACCGGACGCUGAGCUCCAUCAAGACAGCCACGGGGGUACAGGGGAAGGAGACUUGCUGAAAACAGUUGCUGCUUCCAGACACCGUCAGAAAACACCACCUUGUGUUGCCUUCUUUGGCCAGAUGUGUGAUUCUGUGACAUGUCCCAGGACCAGAACGUACCAGGUUGGAUCUGUAGAUGCCCGUUGUAGGCUGUUGGGCCGGGGCUCCUGCAGCAGGUAGCCUCUGGGCCAGGCACUCCUCACUACUGACACACCGGGCCUGCAGCUCUGCGGAUGCUCUGGACACAUCCCGGAAAUCGCUCCUCAGUGUGACCUCCCAGGCUGCCUCCCGUGCAGGUCAACACUUCGCCCAGCCUCAACGCUGAGUCUACAUGAUCAGAGUUUGGGGAUCCUUAAGUGUGUUGAUUUUUUUUCUAAACCUUUAAUUUUUUAAAACAUAUACAUACUCUAUAUACUGGGAAUAGGGGAUCAGAAAUUAAAAUAAUUCUUAUCUGUAAGUGCCAGCAGAAGGUCCCCAAGUAGACAUGGAAAAGCACUUUGUUUUAAGUCCUAAGGUUUCAUAGUCAUAGCUGAAGCCACCUACUUUUGUGAAACUGUAUGAUGCACAAGUUUUGGGUUUGGCAUUAUUCACACGUUUCUGAUCAAUUCUAUGCAACUCUCAUAGUUCCUGUUAUUCUUAGCAUUUGCUGCCAAAACAAUUUCACAAAGCUAGAGUGGGUGAUGUAACUGUGAGACUAUUAAUCAGAACAUGGACAGAUCUUAUUUUGCGUAAUGUGUCGUGUGUGUGUGUAUACAUAUAUAUAUAUAUAUAUAUAUGCAUACACACACAUAUCUUUCCUAAUACACCAAGUUGACAGUGUUUCAGUCCGACUCGGACUGCUGAUCUGCACAACUUAACUGCCGCGGUUCUUGGGCACUUGAUUUUACUCACGGGUUCUUGGGCUCUGCUCUCCUCCGCGCCGUCAUGGGACUGAAGAGGCCCCUCCCUCCAAAGUUCCUAGUGUGUUUGCACAACAGGUUGCACAAGUGAGAAAGACUCUGCUGUGUGUCUGUAGAAAUGUGUGUGUGUGCCUGAGGUCCCUGUCCUCCUGGCUUGGUCGCUCCCUGGCUGUCGGGGCCGAGAGUGUGGCCCACUCAGAGUGCGGCCAAGUGUGAGUGCACGUCCACAUGGGCUGCAGACCCUACCGCAAAGCUGGGGAAAUGGAGGCUUAGCACCUUUUUCAUUGAAACACUUUGACAGGCCAUCUCACAAGUGAGUCGUCUUCUCUGCGCUCCAUGUGGAGGUGGCUGGCUAAGAGGCACUGGUUUGUAUAUAGAGAGACUCGGGUCGUUCUGUAUCUCUGUCCCUGUUGGCUGUACUAAUGCUUGCUACCAAGGUCAUCUGUGAUAAGGGAGACAAGUGGCAAUCCCUCCCCCAGUCGUCCCCUCCACUGCAUUCUGUGUCUUUCUUGUUCAGUUACCAAAACCACUAUAGCCCAUCUAAUACUAGGUGCGUGACAUUGUGCUAGGGUAGUUUGUGUCAACUUUCCAAACUGAAAUAUAAACCAGUAAAACUGUACUACUAUUUCUUUUGUUGGUUUUAUUGUAACAACAUACUCAUUAAAUAUUUUGGUACAAACAGC
This is a messenger RNA of Cavia porcellus (domestic guinea pig), 5094 nucleotides long. It is a transcript of the gene Rabgap1, whose product is annotated as RAB GTPase activating protein 1. Lineage: Eukaryota; Metazoa; Chordata; Mammalia; Rodentia; Caviidae. Bases 322 to 3531 code for a protein of 1069 amino acids. The record is from RefSeq and is a predicted model, not a curated record. The transcript has 26 exons.